AUGGCGACUUCAACUUCGUCUUUUCUCGCCGACAAUGCGGGCGACGAGGAUCCUACACCAGACUCGAGCCUUUAUGCCGCCGACGAGGGCGAAUUCUCGAUAAUACCCCCUCAAAACUUCUCACAAGACCUCUCUGCAGGAGAUGCUGCGCCCGAUGCCAAGGUUAAAGCCCCGCUUCCCAUGCAAAAACGGCGCAGGGUGACCCGUGCAUGCGAUGAAUGCCGGCGCAAGAAAAUCAAAUGCGACGGAAAGCAACCCUGCACUCAUUGCACUGUCUACAGCUAUGAAUGUACCUACGAUCAGCCCUCGAAUCGACGCCGCAACCCCGCACCGCAGUAUGUCGAAGCGCUGGAGAACCGGUUGCACAAGGCCGAGGCCCUCCUGCAUGUCGUUCUUCCCGACCUUAAUCUCGAUGACCCCCAAUUCGAUGUGCAUGCAACCGAGCAGUUAUUACAAGCAAUCAAACGAGAAAAGCUGCAGCAACAGCCUUCAGCCCAGCCUCCGCCUCCGCCGCAACCUUCGGACACAAACGGUUCCGCGGAUGCUCCGGGCCCGGACGGCGCGGGGGCUGACGAGUCCUUACUCGAGUCAAUGGUCGACAAUACUGGAUGUCUCGACCUAGACGACCAGGGUCACUGGGAUUACCACGGUCAUACGUCCGGUAUCAUUUUCCUUCGUCGGUUGCGGAAGCAGCUCGGCGUUCACCAGCAGCCAGGGACGGCGGAGAUACCCCUGCGCACACGGCCCGGCCUGCAGCAGUUCCUCGAGAGCCCCAAGUCCAUGUCCGAAUCUCCGCAGGAACCAUCCUUGCCUCCGACACACGAUUUGCCACCCCGCGACGUUGCACGACGUUUGUGUCACAACGCCAUAGAGGAUGGCUGUUCGAUUAUACGUUUCGUGCAUGAGCCGUCGUUUUAUGCGAUGUUCGAUCGAAUCUACGAUACCCCUCCGGAGCAAUUCACGAAUGAAGAAAACUCCUUCCUGCCACUACUCUACAUUGUCAUGUCCGUCGGCUGUCUAUUUUCCGACGAUGGGGCUGGGACCCUUGACGUCUGUGGAUUUCAAUAUUUUAAAGCUGGUCGACAGUUGUUGGAGAUUACUGAUUGCCGCGACCUUACAUCGUUACAGGCAAUUUGCUUCAUGGUGUUGUUUCUGCAAUCAUCCGCAAAGCUAAGCACCUGCUAUUCAUAUGUCGGAAUCGCCUUGCGCUCUGCCUUACGACUAGGCCUACACCGUUCAGUAGCUGCGGAUUUCAACCCCAUUGAGCGCGAACUGCGCAAACGCAUAUUCUGGGUCAUUCGAAAAAUGGAUGUCUACGUGAGUACGCUGCUCGGUCUUCCACAGAUGCUCAGCGAUGACGACAUCGACCAAGAGUAUCCGAUGCCGGUUGAUGGAGAGUUUAUUACCGUAGACGGAAUUCUGCCGACCCCGGAAGGUCGGAUACAUGCAAUGCAUGGUGCUAAUGCUCACACCCGACUGUCCAACAUUAUCCUGAAGAUCGUGAAAUACAUUUAUCCUCUCAAAACUGCUCAGCAGCGGUCAAAGUCGGACCAACGCUAUGUCGUGAGCCAUUCCAAGAUUCGAGAGAUUGAGCGAGACCUGCAAAGUUGGAUGGAGGAGCUCCCAGCUGCCUUGCGACCGGGAACCGAAGUAUCCCCCCAAAUCGAACGGAUACGGCAACUUUUGCGUAUCAGCUAUGCCCACGCGCAAAUGGUCAUGUAUCGACCUUUUCUUCACUACGUCUCCAGCGGCUCCCAAGCGCGAGGCGUCGACAGGCGGUCUUAUGCCUGUGCCGCUGCUUGUGUGAGUGUAUCGCGGAAUAUCGUUCAUAUCACCACCGGAAUGCAUAAGAAGGGGCUUCUUAACGGGUCCUUUUGGUUUACCAUGUACACUACUUACUUUGCGAUCUUGUCGUUGCUUUUCUUCGUUCUCGAGAAUCCCGAUUCGCCAACGGCCAAAGACGGUGUCCUCAAGGACGCUAUGGAAGGUAAAAACACUCUUGCUGGGCUUGCAAAAAAGAGCCUUGCGGCCGAUCGUUGCUCGCAAAGCCUCAACAGCCUUUUCAAGAAUCUGCCUGAACUACUUAAGAACCGACAGAGCUCAAAGGUUCAGGUCAAUUUGAAGCGCCCAGCCCCGUCCAAUAAUCAACCAACUCGCGCACCCGAGUUGAAACCCCCUCAGCGGGCAAGUACUUUCCCGAUUCAAUUGCUUACCCGGCCUUCCAAGCUGGAGGCCAGCAAUAUUCCCAAGAGCCUGGAUGACCACCACGCACCGCGCUCCCCAGCACCAAAAGCGCGAGGUAGCCAUCUGCCCACCUGGGUAAAAUCACCUGCUGAAGCUCCUUCGAGUGCGGCCUCGACGCCACCCGGUUCCGCCGCACCACCAGAUCUUGCACCCACCUCGUCCAGUACACCAGCAAUGUCACAGGUUCUCCCUAUCAGGGAGCCUGCUACAGGGCAAUUCAACGCUCAGCAAAUGCCCAAUACCACUGGCUUUCCUGACCUUAUGCCUAUCAUGUUCCCAUCAGGUGACCCGUUUGCGUAUCCCGCUCAACCCAUGUCAACGCUGGAGGACGACCACUUCCGUUUUGACGAGCCUGGCGUGACCACUACAGCGCCGUUUACUACCGGAAUUCCGACAACUGCGGACCAAAACAUUGGCCCUAUGAACCUCAGUAGGGCCCAGAUUGACAGCCUUGCGGGGUUCCCCAUGUUCCAAAGCGGGUCCCAGUCAAGCAUGAGUGCGGCACUCUCGGGUCAGCUUUCAGCGUCGCAAGCUUCGCAGCUCCAGUCUCCCGCAUCGCAUGGGUCCACGCCCGGUGAGGCCGUCAACAGCCCAGAUCUUGUGUCGAUACCGAAUCAGAAUUUCAUCUGGCAAGGCUACGGGUUCGACCAACAGCCAAACUUUGCACCUGACGCGUCCGGAAUGCAGCAGAUGCCGACAGGGAAUGAGCAUAAUUUUGGCAUGGCGCUGGACGACAGCGGCUUCAAUGUGGGUCUCGAUCUUCCGGGUGUGCCGCUGGACGACAUCUUCGGUAACCAAGACGUGAAGCAAGGGCUCCCUAAUGACGAAUGGAUCCAAUGGAUGAACAUUGGGUAG
Messenger RNA from Aspergillus calidoustus, 3099 nucleotides. Lineage: Eukaryota; Fungi; Ascomycota; Eurotiomycetes; Eurotiales; Aspergillaceae. The record is from the annotation of a GenBank genome assembly.